UAAUAGUUAGCAUUAAGAUGUAGUAAUGUUUCUUUAACACAUUACGGAAGGCUAUUUUUCCUGGAAACUUCUAUCUUUGGGAAGUAUGACGAAUUUUUACCUUAGUUCUGUGAUUACCAUAUUACUUAGUUAUGAUGUCGUCAAUUCGGAAUUCAAGUCAUUACCUGAUUACCUACACGUAUGCCGGCGAUCUCAAAUUAACAUAAGUAAUUGCAUUAUCGAUUCGGCUUAUUUCUUGAAAAAUAAAAUAGCUGAAGGGAUUCCUGAGUUUGAUUUGGCGCCACUGGAUCCUAUGGUUAUAGACCUACUUAUACCAUCAGGUGGACGUGACAUUAAAAUAGAAACUACUAACCUUCGUGUAACAGGAGCUAGUAAUUUUACAGUACCAUAUCUCGAAGCCGACAUAAAAAGACAGAAAUAUGAGUUUCAAGUUAAAUUUCCUCACAUGCAUAUAUUAGGAAACUAUAAUUUGGAUGGAAAAAUCGUUCGAAUGGCCAUAAAGGGACAAGGCGACUUUGAUUUGGAUAUUGAUGGUGUAAGAAGUAAUGUAUCUAUGCUAGGAAAAAUUACAAACAUUGAUGGACUUAAUUAUAUACGAUUUGAUAAUGUAACUGUUAAGAUAGGAAUAGACAGAGGAAGAAUAGAGCUAAGAAAUUUAUUUGGUGGAGACAAAAAUUUAGGAGAAAUUAUUAAUACGGCCAUUAACUCCAACUUCAUUAUGUUUUUCACGGAACUGAGACCGAUAAUUCAGAAAGUAGUUGAAAAGUUAGUGAUGGAAACUGUCGAUAAACUAACUAAGCUCUUCACUUAUGAACAGCUUUUCCCAGACUAAUAGUAAUUGAAAAUCAACUUAUUUCAAUAGUCUCGAGUUUUCGUGCCACAAUUUUGAAUGUUAUAAUUACAAUUAAUGUUACAUUCUUAAGUCGAACCAUAAUAGUUUUGAUUUUGUAAAAAUAAAAAAAUACAAUUUGGUA
Daktulosphaira vitifoliae (grape phylloxera) is the source of this 974-nucleotide messenger RNA. RefSeq lists its product as uncharacterized. The transcript is spliced from 6 exons. The record is from RefSeq and is a predicted model, not a curated record. Bases 86 to 832 code for a protein of 248 amino acids. NCBI's taxonomy places the organism in Eukaryota, Metazoa, Arthropoda, Insecta, Hemiptera, Phylloxeridae.